This is a messenger RNA of Lathyrus oleraceus (garden pea), 2046 nucleotides long. RefSeq names its product ACT domain-containing protein ACR1. The record is from RefSeq and is a predicted model, not a curated record. Bases 486 to 1946 code for a protein of 486 amino acids. NCBI's taxonomy places the organism in Eukaryota, Viridiplantae, Streptophyta, Magnoliopsida, Fabales, Fabaceae. The transcript has 8 exons.
AUUCUACACUCACACGUAGAGAUUAGGUCGUUUGAAUUAUAUGACCUAGCCUAUUUGUAUAUUGAUAUGGCCUUGUGUGAACGUAGAAUACUUCUAUUUUCUCGUGCCCAGAGACAUGUGUGAGUAUCUGAACGAAACCCCGUGAUUCCACACACAGUCUCUCGAAUUUUAUAUUAGAUUCCCUAUUUUAUAUCCCAUCACAAACUAGUAUCACAAAAGAAUAAGAAACUGCCAUCCCGUUAUGCCCGCGCUUUGGUAACUCUUAUAUAUAUAGCCGCAACAAUAAACAACCCUGGUCUUUCCGCGGAGCCAAAAUUAGAAAAAUCAAGAUUUCACAAUUCUCUCUCUAAUUCUUCCUCUUCCUCAUCACCUAACAGCCUAUCAUGAUGAUGAUGAUGAUGAUGAUGUCAAUCUUGAUUCAUAUGUAGAUAUAUAAGCAGUUCUUCUUCUUCUUCUUCCUGCGUUAUCACAAAUUAGAAAGAAUAAUGGAAACACUUUUUCAUUCUCGUGUUAAUAGGGAGAUUGAAACGCUUACGGAAAGAUUACAUCCUCCCAGGGUUUGUAUAGACAAUAAUUCUUGCAAAGACUGUACUGUUCUCAAGGUUGAUAGUGCAAACAAGUAUGGGAUAUUGUUGGAGAUGGUACAGGUGUUGACAGAUCUUGAUCUAGUCAUUUCCAAGUCAUACAUUUCUUCUGAUGGUGGAUGGUUUAUGGAUGUGUUCCACGUCACUGAUCAAGCUGGCAAUAAGGUCACUGACAAUAACCUCAUGCAAAAAAUCGAGAAGGAACUAUGCGACACAAAAGCAAAAGAGGACAUAGAUGAUGAAACAGAACUCGAAAGCUGCGAGGAAUUAGAGUCAUAUUACACAAAACUAAAUGUGUCAACCGAGAACACAGCGUUGGAGAUGAGUGGGAUGGAUAGACCGGGUCUGUUAUCUGAAAUAUCAGCUGUGCUAGUGGACAUGGGCUGUAAUGUCACCUCAGCAACAGCGUGGACCCAUAAUCGAAGGGCAGCCUGCAUAAUUUACGUAGAAGAAGAAUCCAAACCUGGGCCGAUCAAGGACCCUAAGAGGCUGGCCCAUGUGAAGGAAGAGCUGGAGACUGUCGUGCAGGCCCGUGGUGUGAAUGGAGACAGAAACAAUGUGAGGUUGAGAAACUUUGCCACCGGGCGCACACACACCGAACGGAGGCUUCACCAGCUAAUGUACGCGGACAGGGAUUACGAGGGCUGUUGCCCUUGUCAUGGAUAUAAUACAGGAGAGCACAAAAGGGGGUGUGAUGGGACUCAUGUGUCUAUUAGUAGAUGCGAGGACAGAGGGUAUUGGGUGGUGAAUGUGAUUUGUAAGGAUCGUCCUAAAUUGUUGUUCGAUACAGUAUGUGUUCUAAGGGACAUGCAUUAUGUAGUGUUUCACGCCGCUAUUAGUUCCAAGAAAUCCAUAGCCAAUCAGGAGUACUUUAUAAGGCACAAGAUGAAUAGUUUAGCUCUUCGAACACAAAGCGAGAGGGAAAAGCUCGUCUUAUGCAUUAUAGCUGCAAUAGAGCGUAGAGUCUCGCACGGUUUAAGGGUUGACAUUUGCACUCAAAAUAGAAUGGGUUUACUAUCGAAAGCAACCGGAGUGAUUCAGAAAAAUGGAUUGUCAAUACCAAGAGUUGAGAUUGUAACACGAGGAGAGAAUGUAGUGGGAACAUUCUAUGUCACAGAUCCUUUAAAUAUUGAAGUGAAUCCAAAAAUAGUAGAAUUGUUGAGAAAAGAGUGUGGUGGAUCCGUCGACAUGGUUAUUGAUCACAAGUGUCCUUGUGGGCUUUCUCGAUCAUCAUCAUCGUCCUCGUCAGUAGUGAGUGAAAACAACGGUACCGUAGAGGAUAAGCGAAAAUUUUCACUUGGAAGCAUGUUAUGGUCUCAUAUAGGGAAAUUUUCAAGCAAUUUCAGCCCUAUUAAGUCCUGAGAAGCUCUCAUUUGGUGGAACUGGCCUUCUGCAUGAAGGAAUGUCCCUGCCAUAUAUCUGUGUACAUUGAAUUUUUAGUUAGUUUUCAUUUUUCUCCUCA